ACUUCAUUUGUCAAACAAAUUCCUUGGUUAUAACGGGUUAGUUUCGUAUCGUGCAGGGCAAUGUAUUUGAUCCGUGUCAUUGACUGUUGACUGCCACAUUACUAGAAUCUGGGACUUUUAUAGAUAGUCUGAAAGAUGUCGCAGAUUCUGUCUGCAGUUCGUCGCACAACGCGAGGGCGUUUAACAGCUGAUUAUGAGGAUCUUGACGGGCAGGUUACAGAAUCUCUGCCCAGUGGAGGUACCAUCCCAAGACAACUAGAAGAUAAUUAUGAUAAUCAUAUGGCCGAAGCUGAUGAGAUAGAAAUGACAUCUGUCUCUGUAAUACCUGAUGACACUUUCACUGUGACGCAGGCAGUGAACGCGUUUGGUUUUGGGAAGUUUCAAGUGAAACUGUCUCUCUUUACUGGGCUGUGCUGGAUGGCAGACAGCAUGGAAAUGACGAUACUCAGCAUCCUUUCACCCGCUCUUCAUUGCGACUGGCACAUCACACGAUACCAGCAGGCUCUUACCACCACAAUUGUGUUCCUAGGAAUGAUGCUUAGUUCCACAUUCUGGGGGAACCUGAGUGAUCGAUAUGGAAGAAAACAGGCGUUGACCUUGUGCGCAGUGCUUUUAUUCUGUUAUGGCCUUCUGAGUUCCUUGGCGCCAAACUUCCUAUGGAUCUUGUUUCUUCGCGGACUUGUCGGAUUUGCCAUCGGCUGCGUACCUCAGUCUGUGACGCUGUAUGCCGAGUUCCUACCAACGAAACAGAGGGCGAAAUGUGUUGUACUAUUGGAUUGUUUCUGGGCACUGGGGGCAUGUUUUGAGGUGUUGCUAGCCCUGAUCGUGAUGCCUACGCUCGGCUGGCACUGGCUGCUUGCUCUUUCAACCAUCCCACUUCUCGCCUUUGCUCUCAUCACGCCAUGGUUACCAGAGAGUGCUAGAUUUCACGUGGCAUCAGGACAACCUGAAGAAGCUCUGGCAACUUUACAGAAAGUGGCAAAGGAGAAUGGAAAACCUAUGCUUCUAGGCCGCCUGGUGGUGGAUGAUGCAGCCACUCUUACUCCAAGGGGACGUGUUACACAUUUGCUUCGUUCUGAGCUUCGGAAAACUUCUCUUCUACUUUGGUUCAUUUGGAUUGUGUGUGCAUUCUGUUACUAUGGAAUAGUUCUGAUGACAACAGAAUUGUUUGAGACUUCAUGUGCAGAUCAAAGUAAGGCAGUGACUAAUCUGGAAUGUGCUGCGGAUUGCAAGGAGCUGUCCACACAAGAUUAUGUUGAUCUUCUUUGGACCACAAUAGCCGAAUUUCCAGGAAUAUUUGCAACGGUGUUUGUAAUUGAGAGGUGUGGAAGGAAGAACACAAUGGCAGUACAGUUCGUAAUUUUCGCAGUUUGUAUCUGUUUCCUCUUCAUCUGUACUGAGAAUCGCGUGUUUCUUACCAUCAUGCUCUUCCUAUCACGUGGAAUCAUAGCUGGAGUUUUUCAAGCUGCGUAUGUCUACACACCAGAGGUGUACCCAACGCCAUUAAGAGCAGUUGGUGUAGGUACCUGCAGUGCAAUGGCUCGGUUGGGCGCCAUGGUAACCCCUUAUGUGGCUCAGGUUCUCAUGCAAUCAUCUCUCACGUUGGCAACGUCUGUGUAUGGGUUGGCAGCUUUGCUGGCAGCCGUGGCAUGUUUCUUUCUUCCGAUAGAGACGAAAGACCGUGAAAUGGUAGAGACGGUGGCGCAGAGGUCAUGAAAGCGACUUGUCUCAACUGCAGUGGAAUCUCUACACAUCGGACAAUAAUGCUGUAAGACUUUGCAUAGUUCGUAAUUUAUAAUGGUACACUAGAUCAUUUCUGUAUUUGACAUAUGCAUUUAACCUCUUCUCGUAUGUUUCUUUUAUAAAUUGUUUUAUGAAGUAUUUACUCAAACAUGGUUAUAAUAUGAAGACAUGUAUUUUAACCAGGUCUACAAAGGAUUUAUAGUCCCUACACAUUAUAAAUGUCUCAUAUGGGAUUAUGACUAUCUCGUGUGCUGCUGCUAUCAGAGUAGAUCUAGUUCAUGGGUACUUUUGGCUCCAGCCAUGUUGACUGUAAUGUCUUCUGGGGAUUUCUGCAUCUGGGUGAUGUUGGGUCAUGGUUAUUUGAUUUUAUUAUGGGAUUACGGGAUCCCAGUGUUAAACCCCUGAGAAAUUAUGCCUUGCUGUAGCUUCACAGUGAUAUGAUUCUAUUAUACCUCUCUCAAAGGUUGUCCUUCAUUCCAUCACCAUUCUGUACCAUAUGUCGGCAGAUUCUCUGGUUAGGCUUCACCUAUUACUAAGCUUUCGGCCUUUACUCUAUUGGUGCCAAGUCUCAUUGACGUCUCGUUAAACUGACUGAUUUGGAGGGUGAUCUAGUUGAACAAUCUCCGUACACUGCCACUACUGAGGUUUGAACUCGCGGACAGUUUCUCGAAAGCUGCUAGACUGGUCACAGUGUUAACAUUUAACCCUUGGGAAUUAAACAUAGACCAAUGACACUAAAUCACAUUUGUUUAUAAUCUUGCAUCUUGUGUCUUUUUAAUAGUAUGGAUUAGUGUAUACAGACAAAUAGUAUUUUUUUUAUGAUAAAUACUUGAAAAUUACUUAAUGCUUGAGAGAUUCUUAUUAACUAUAGAAAUAUUUUUUUUCAUGAAACUUUGCAGCUCAGGUGCUAUUAUCAUUCAACCAAAGGCAGCCAACUUUCUUUUAGAUGGAUGUAUAAUUCUUUUAUGACUUACUUGCACAAUCUGGUAAAGAAUUUGGUCCAUAGCCUCCUCAAUUCUCCUCUUACAUUCGUUCCUCUGUUAGGUCCGUCUGUCCGAGGCUUUGAUCGAGGUUUCGAAACAUCUUCCUUUUUACGGCGCAAGGUUGUUAGCCUUGCGACCAACCCCCAACCUGGAGGACCAGGGCACCUGUCUUGGUCUGACCUCUCCCCCUCGACCAACCCUACCAGUAGCUAUGCUACCGCCAGCAUAGCUCUUGGGGUCACCGAGGUCCUCAAACCCUAUCAUCUGGUAAUUAAUUAUGGGAUGAAAUACCAUAAUUUUAGUCAUAAUAAGUAUUUUCUAUGACCAUGUGUAGAAGGUUUUUAUAUGUUCUGUUUCAUAAGAAAUGGUUUAGUUAAUUUUAAUUAUACAAACUGCUUUGCUUGAUUGAUGCCAGAUUAAUUAAGUAUUGCUUUUAAUUAUAACCAACUAGUAGAUUCAGUGUUCUGAAGUAGGUAGUGGUAUUAAGCACUGCAGCAGGUAUUACUUUGUUUUAUGCAUUACGUAGAAUGCGUAGUAUAGGCUGCACAUGACAAGUCACCAAAGUAGUAGCUAGUCUGUGGAAUCGAUGGAGAUUUUAGUUUAUUGCAUGAGCUUAUAUUUCUCAUCUUUAAAUACAAUAUGUGAUUUCCAGAUUGUUUCUUAAAAGUAGGUUCACAUCGCAGGAAAACUCACCUGUUAGUGGGGGAUAUAAUCUGGAAAUAGGGAUGCAUAAGAGGGGGAAACACGUAUAUUUAAAAGUUACUAAAGGAUAAUAUUUUCCUGCUUCUACUGUGUGAAUCAUCUGGCUCAUAUUAGUACGUGUGACAUUCAUAAUAUUACACAGUCGAAAUUGCUAAAAAUAAAUUAAUAAGCUAUUAUUUCAGUGAUAUAUGUAUGGAUGCCAAAAUACAAGUUUCAUCAAAAUCUGGCUCAUGUAAGAGACAGAGUAAUUUGUUGAAGAUGACCGACUUCUUGGACGUUGCACUGUGCAGUCUGGCAGAAAUUUACCAUGUUUCAGAGGUGUCCUGAUGAUGAAAGUUAAGCAUCUCUGAAGUAUCGGUCAGUUCUUGCCAGACUAAACAGAGCAACAUCCCAAAAGGUGGCCGUCUUCAUAUUUAUUGCUGGGAGAACUUGAAAUCUCACAUACUAAUUUAUUGAUGAGGUGUAGAAUAUUUUGUGUAUAAUUUCAUAUUUACAUUUUUAAAUUAAUAUUUAAUUUAUUCUGUAUUUGUAUUGUAGCUGUUGAUGUAUCAUGUAUGUAUUGGUGUUAAAAAACACUACAUAUCUCAUAAUGCUCGUAAUAUGUAAAAAGUAAUUUAUUUUCAUUCAUUGUACUGAAUUUUAAAUUUACGGUAGAAAUUAAAAUUAUUUCUUACAAACUUUGCUUUUAGGCCAGGCUUUCUGUGGGUAGCCAUAAUAAAGUGUGUGUAUUCUUGAGUUUUCUUUUAGACAAGUUGGUGCAUCAGAGGUCGACACCUGCAUUAAAAUGUCUUAUACAUGUUUAAAUUACACAAUUUAGCCAAUUUAACUGUGGAUUGCCAUACAUACAUGAUCUAUGGUGAAGCAGUCUGGCAGAAAUAAAUUUGUUUUUGAAUUGUACGAAGGCGCGGGUUCUUGAUACCUACGUUUUAAAUUAAAACUAUGAAAAAUUCAAGUCA
Messenger RNA from Zootermopsis nevadensis, 4384 nucleotides. RefSeq names its product synaptic vesicle 2-related protein. Gene Ontology annotation, cellular component: membrane. Gene Ontology annotation, molecular function: transmembrane transporter activity. NCBI's taxonomy places the organism in Eukaryota, Metazoa, Arthropoda, Insecta, Blattodea, Termopsidae. The record is from RefSeq and is a predicted model, not a curated record. Gene Ontology annotation, biological process: transmembrane transport.